UCUAGAGCAGAAAGUGAAGAAAACUAAAAUCAAGUUUAUUGUAUUACAAUACUAUGUCAUAACAGUCAGGUAAUUAAUUUUCCACUUGUUUAUCAAGAUGGAAAGUUCAGAUUCUAAUGAUAAAGGAAGCGAUCAGUCUGCAGCACAACGCAGAAGUCAAAUGGACAGACUGGAUCGGGAAGAAGCUUUUUAUCAAUUUGUAAACAACCUAAGUGAAGAAGAUUAUAGACUUAUGAGGGAUAACAAUUUACUAGGCACCCCAGGUGAAAGUACAGAGGAAGAAUUGCUGAGGAGACUGCAACAAAUUAAAGAGGGACCUCCACCACAAAACUCAGAUGAGAAUAGAGGUGGAGACUCUUCCGAUGAUGUGUCCAACAGUGAUUCUAUAAUUGACUGGCUUAACUCUGUCCGACAAACUGGAAAUACAACACGAAGUGGACAAAGAGGAAACCAAUCUUGGAGAGCAGUGAGCCGGACUAAUCCAAACAGUGGUGAUUUUAGAUUCAGUUUAGAGAUUAACGUUAACCGUAACAAUGGAAGCCAAAAUUCAGAGAAUGAAAAUGAACCAUCCACAAGACGUUCUGGAGGAGAGAAUUUGGACAGUAGCCAAAGGCAAAUAGAAAGUUCACGAUCUGAUUCCACAUCUGUGAGAGCAUUUAGAUCAGAACGAGGUUCGACUGAAGCAAUAAUGGGAGUUAUACCUACCAGAGGCCAGAGAAGGGCAAGGAGCAGGAGCCCAGACCAUCGCCGAACCAGAACCAGAGCUGAAAGAAGUAGGUCACCUCUGCAUUCAGUGAGUGAAAUGCCACGACGAUCUCAUCAUAAUAUCUCAUCUCAAACUUUUGAGCAUUCUUUGGUAAAUGAGACUGAGGGAAGUUCUAGAACCCGGCACCACGUGACAUUAAGACAGCAAAUAAGUGGGCCUGAUUUGCUAAGUAGAGGUCUCUUUGCAGCAUCUGGAACAAGAAAUGCUGCUCAAGGAGCAGGUUCUUCGGACACAUCCAGCAGUGGUGAAUCUACAGGAUCAGGGCAGAGACCUCCAACCAUAGUUCUUGAUCUACAAGUAAGAAGAGUUCGUCCUGGGGAAUAUCGGCAAAGAGACAGCAUAGCGAGCAGAACCCGGUCUAGGUCUCAGACGCCAAAUAACACUGUCACUUACGAAAGUGAGCGGGGAGGUUUUAGGCGUACAUUUUCACGUUCUGAACGGGCAGGAGUGAGAACCUAUGUCAGUACCAUUAGAAUUCCCAUUCGUAGAAUCUUAAAUACUGGCUUAAGUGAGACUACAUCUGUUGCAAUUCAGACCAUGUUAAGGCAGAUAAUGACAGGCUUUGGAGAACUAAGCUACUUUAUGUACAGUGAUAGUGAUUCAGAGCCUAGUGGCCCUGUCUCAAGUCGAAAUAUGGAAAGGGCAGAGUCACGAAGUGGAAGAGGGGCUUCGGGUAGUAAUAGUAGUUCUGGAUCCAGUUCCAGCUCCAGCUCCAGCUCAAGCUCCAGCUCAAGCUCCAGCUCCAGCUCAAGCUCAAGCUCUAGUGGUGAAAGUUCGGAAACUAGCUCAGAGGUAUUUGAAGGCAGUAGUGAAGGAAGCUCAUCUGGUAGCAGGCGAGAGGGUCGACACAGGCCUCCCCCCACAGUAACAUUUGAUGACGGCGGUUCUUUGCCUUUCCUUAGCCUGGCUCAGUUUUUUCUUUUAAAUGAGGAUGAUGAUGAUCAACCUCGAGGACUUACCAAAGAACAGAUUGACAACUUGUCAAUGAGAAGUUUUGGCGAAAAUGAUGCAUUAAAAACCUGCAGUGUUUGCAUUACAGAAUACACAGAAGGCAACAAACUUCGUAAACUACCUUGUUCCCACGAGUACCAUGUUCACUGUAUUGAUCGCUGGUUAUCUGAGAAUUCUACUUGUCCUAUUUGUCGUAGAGCAGUCUUAACUUCUGGUAACAGAGAAAGCAUUGUGUAAUUAAAGUCUGAACUCAGCUGUGUAGCUGGUAUAGUGAUGGGCAAACAGGAAACAAAUGCUUUAUGCCCACUUUUUGAGUGGUGCUUAAAUAUAAAAUCACAACCUGAAUUCAGUCACUGCUUUUUUGAAUGAU
This is a messenger RNA of Suncus etruscus (white-toothed pygmy shrew), 2087 nucleotides long. It is a transcript of the gene RLIM, whose product is annotated as ring finger protein, LIM domain interacting. Lineage: Eukaryota; Metazoa; Chordata; Mammalia; Eulipotyphla; Soricidae. Gene Ontology annotation, cellular component: cytoplasm; nucleoplasm. The transcript is spliced from 4 exons. Bases 98 to 1954 code for a protein of 618 amino acids. The record is from RefSeq and is a predicted model, not a curated record. Gene Ontology annotation, biological process: random inactivation of X chromosome; protein ubiquitination; ubiquitin-dependent protein catabolic process. Gene Ontology annotation, molecular function: ubiquitin protein ligase activity.